Messenger RNA from Quercus lobata, 1092 nucleotides. RefSeq lists its product as uncharacterized. Bases 169 to 1092 code for a protein of 307 amino acids. The record is from RefSeq and is a predicted model, not a curated record. NCBI's taxonomy places the organism in Eukaryota, Viridiplantae, Streptophyta, Magnoliopsida, Fagales, Fagaceae. The transcript has 5 exons.
AUCAAAACCCAAAUGUCCAAAACCAAAAGCCUCUCUUUUUGUGAUUAUUGGGGUUUAAACCUUUAAGGCUUUAUUACUCCUAUAGUAUUGCUACCCUUAUAGUCUUCUUCUUCCUCCCCAAAAUCUCAAAAUUCUCAGUUAUCUUUGCAAUCUCGCUGCCGUUCAUCAAUGAGGAUCAGAAAACGGUGCCCCCCUCCUUCUACUCUUUUAGUUUCACCGCCAGAUGUUUUAUCUUCAACUCCUCAGGCGAGUCAACCUCCACUACAGCCAUCUAUAACUGGCUAUGAUCUACGGCUACCGGAGCGUCUUCAGCCAGUCAAAGUCAGCAAUAUCAGCGGCUGGGAUUGCCCAAACCAUAACAACUAUUCAAAGGCAAAAAACGAGUGCAGCUCAGAUAGUUAUUCCAAUGAGGAACCACCUACCCCUGCCAGAGAAGAAGAAAGCACUUCCAAGGACAACAAGUUUAGUGCAACUAAGCAAAGUGUCGGAUGGUACAAUCAGAAAAGCGCUGCAGAGCCAGAGCCAGAGACAUCGCCUACAAGUUCCAUUUCUUCGUCCUUAUCUCAUUUUGGAAGCUGGAGUGAGGAAGAGAAAGCAUUUCCAUUGAAGAAAAGAAGAGCAAGCUUCAUUAGAUUAAUGUUAAAAAAUGAAGCUACAAGGAAGGAAGAGAAGGAAGAAAUGGGUAAGAAGAGUACUAGUACUAGUGCAAUUGCAAAUGAUGAGGGGAGGUGCGUCAGGUCAAAUGGGAGGAAAUGGAGAUGUUGGCAAUCGGCUCUUGAGGGUUAUGCUCAAUGUGAGUAUCACUUGAAUCAAGAAAGAGUGAGAAACAUGAGGCAUAUUUGUAAGCAAAGACAAGCUGCACAGAUAAGUAGUAAAGCUGAGAAGGUACUGGAGACUAGUUUGUACGGUGAGGAUGAGUUUAACAGUGAUGAUUAUGAUGUGGGAUUUGAGGUUGGUCAGGGUGAGUGGGAGAAAAAACUAUCUCAUUUGCCUAUCUUAUGGAGCUUGCCUCUUCCAAAUUAUCUUAUAUGCCUGUCUUAUGCAAUGCGUCUUUUGCUUGGGAUCUACAUGCUUGUGAGAGGUGUUCCAUGA